AGUGGAAAAUGGAAGUAUAAAAGGACAUACCACACUUGAUUCCUAAAAUAUUGGAUUUUUGGUAAAUGAAGGAAGUACGGCAGUUAGUGUUUCGAGUAGGCGGAGAGUUGUGAGUGAGUGAGUCCUACAUGAAUUGAAGCUUUGUGCUUUCAAAUUUGGAGCUCCGAAUAAUGGGUCGUUCUCGGGCUGUUCAUCAAUCCACCGAUGAUGAUCCAACCCAGAGGUCUAAAAGAAAAAGGGCUGCACCAAAUGUGGAGAAUUUUGAUACUGCAGCUGCUGGCCAAAUGUUGACCGAAGGGAAAAAGGCUUUGUACCAUUGCAAUUAUUGCAAUAAAGACAUAUCUGGAAGGAUUCGAAUUAAAUGUGCUGUGUGCUCUGACUUUGAUCUUUGUGUGGAAUGCUUUUCUGUCGGAGCAGAAGUGCAGCCUCACAAAAGUAAUCAUCUAUAUAGGGUUAUGGAUAACCUGUCAUUUCCUCUCAUAUGUGCUGACUGGAAUGCAGAUGAGGAAAUGUUACUUCUAGAGGGGUUGGAAAUGUACGGAUUGGCAAACUGGGCUGAAGUUGCCGAACAUGUUGGAACAAAGAGUAAAUUGCAGUGUAUUGAACACUAUAAGUCCAUAUAUAUUAGUUCUCCUUGUUUUCCACUUCCGGACAUGUCUCACGUUAUGGGAAAGAGCAGAGAGGAACUUCUUGCCAUGGCCAAGGAGCAAGGAUAUGCUGCUCCCGGGGAAGUUAAUGUUAAAGAAGAGUCUCCAUUCUCUGCAAGAAUCAAGAUGGAAGAUCAACGGGAAGAAAAUUCAGCUGGCCUUGCCUCAGUUGGAGGUUCUGCUUCUGGUAAAUUAGCAGGCGCUGGAAAGAGGACAUCUGCCGUACUUAAUAGUAAGGAGAAUCAUGAUAGCAUCAAAUUGGAAGGUUGUCCUGCAGACAGGAGCGUUGGAGAGAAAAAGCCAAGGACAUCGGUGGACGAGGGGCCUUCUAUGACAGAGUUGAGUGGUUAUAAUUCUAAGAGAGAGGAGUUUGAAAUUGAAUACGAUAAUGAUGCUGAGCAGAUGCUGGCUGAUAUGGAAUUUAAAGAGACAGAUAGCAAUGCUGAACGUGAACUGAAACUUCGUGUAUUGCGUAUAUACUCUAAAAGGCUUGAUGAGAGGAAACGUAGGAAGGAUUUUAUUUUGGAAAGAAAACUACUUCAUCCCGAUCCUUUUGAGAAAGACCUCACUCCGGAGGAGAAGGACAUAUGCCGUUCCUACAGGGUAUUCAUGCGUUUUAGUACAAAAGGGGAGCAUGAGGAUUUCCUUAGGAGCAUAAUCGAGGAGCACCGGAUGGCAAAACGGAUACAAAAUCUUCAGGAUGCCCGAGCUGCUGGUUGUCGAACUUCCGCUGAGGCAGAAAGAUAUAUUGAACAAAAGAGAACACAGGAAUCUGAAGAAAAUAUACGUAGACUAAAGGAGAACUCCCAGAAUGGCCCAAGUGGCAAAUAUUUGCAAAGAGCAGGUCACUUUAAAGUGGAGCAUGACAGCAGCCCCAGUGGAGUUGUUAGAGGCCCUGAAAUGCUGGAUUCUUGUUGCAAGGACUUAUCAUCAACCACCGCACCACAUGGUGUUGGAAGUGCUUUAGACAUUUGGGAUGUCAGUGGCUUUUUAGGGGCUGAGUUACUCUCAGAAACUGAAAAAAAGCUUUGUGAUGAGAUCAGAAUCCUCCCGAGUCAUUAUCUGAACAUGUUACAGACCAUGUCUAUGGGGAUCUUAAAUGGCAACAUCACCAAGAGAUCUGACGCGCAUGGUCUAUUCAAUGUUGAUCCGAAUAAGGUGGACAAAGUGUAUGAGAUGCUUGUUAAAAAGGGCCUGGCUCAAGCAUAAUGUUGCCACUUUGCAGGUUCUAGCAUGCUUUUACUAACUGUCUACCAAAAGCGGGAAUGCUGUAAAAUGGCUGGCUUGUUUGCUUGAAUUCUUCCAGAUUAUCUCAAGUGUUAUGUUAUAAUGAAGGUUUGUUAAGGCAUGGCUGUUCGAACAGCCAUGCUGUGGAUAUCCAUUAUAAUGAUGUCCAUCGUCAAUAUGAGAUCUGUAACACAAGCUUUUCACAUUGUUCCAUUAAGAUUGUAAUUAUUAUGGCUUUGUAAGUUAUCUGUAUGAAAGGAAGUAGUGUAAUGGAGAUGUAUGCUGUUGUCUGAGGCUUGUGUAUACACGAGGUUCAUAUACAUCACAUUAGAUUAAGAAUAAUUUGCUGGUUAAAAGCUAGUUUUGACAAUGUUUCCUCUGGAAUUUUUUCCCCUCAAAACAGGGAAGUUGGAUUAUCCAUCUUA
Capsicum annuum is the source of this 2299-nucleotide messenger RNA. Its product is annotated as transcriptional adapter ADA2. Lineage: Eukaryota; Viridiplantae; Streptophyta; Magnoliopsida; Solanales; Solanaceae. The record is from RefSeq and is a predicted model, not a curated record. Gene Ontology annotation, molecular function: chromatin binding; protein binding; zinc ion binding. Gene Ontology annotation, biological process: regulation of transcription by RNA polymerase II; chromatin remodeling. Gene Ontology annotation, cellular component: nucleus.